UUAGCAGAACAACAAAAAUUGCAACAGCAACAGCAACAGCAGCAGCAGCAACAACAACAAAAGCAACUACUCCAAAUCUCACCAACAGCAGCAGCAACGCAAAUAAGCAGCAAAGUCACACACAAACGUUCACAUUCACAAACGAAAUUCAAGAUUCGCAAAACCGAAUCGGUGCAGGAGACCCACUUGGGUGAAACACCCACCAAACGUGCCGCCAGCAAGAAACGCUUCUCUAUGCGCAAAUCACGUUCGCUUGACGCGGAGGCAUAUACGUUGGCCUGCGUACAAUCGCCGCUCUGGGCAACGCUAACGAAUGCCCGGACAAUCAAUGAAAUCCUACAGGACGAAUACUAAAGAAAUGAUAAAAAAGUUGGAGAUAGAGUGCGAGAGAGAGAGAGAGAGAAAAGGGGCCAAAAAGCUGGCGAUAAAGGAAAUGAUUGUGCAAGAAGCAGAAAUAGCGUCAGUCGGGGUGAGACAGUAAAUUCCAACCGAAAAUCAUCAUCUACAUCCAAAAGCAGCUCAAUUUUGGCAUCCGCAAUCCCAUUAAUCCAUGAAGUAAAUAUAAUUAAAUUGGCGAAACCACAACAACAACAAAAAAAUAAAUAAACGGGAAGUGUAAAAAAUUAUGUACUUAAGAAAAAGUUUGCCUAUGAAAAGAGAAGCAAAGUUAUGAAUGUUUGGAGUAUUCGGAAUAAUUUCUUGUUUAAUGUGUUGAUAGUUAUUUUAUUGAAAAAAUAAAUAUAGCAAGCAUUGGUAAUGAAAAUUAUGUAGCAUAGUGUAAAAUUUAAUUAAGAACUGUGUACUAAAGAAUUUACUAACUAUAUUUGUAUUAUUUGAAAAGUUAAUUAAAUAAAUCUUUUAAAUCAAACAAAACUUUUAA
Molecule: messenger RNA, 880 nt
Organism: Anastrepha ludens (Mexican fruit fly)
Lineage: Eukaryota; Metazoa; Arthropoda; Insecta; Diptera; Tephritidae
Product: putative GATA zinc finger domain-containing protein 25
Exons: 1
Source: RefSeq, a predicted model, not a curated record